AUGGACGCUGCAGCGCCCACGGCGUCGCCGCCGCCGCCAUCAAGUGCGGUGCCCACGUCCGAUGCCGUCGCUGCGCUGUGCAGCAAGGCCUCCUCGUCAGCCUUUACACGACUCCCCGACGAGAUAAUCGAGCAAAUCCUACGUGUCGCCGACCCCGACAGCUUCGCCUCGCUCAUCGUCCUCAACCAGCAGACCCGUCGCGUCUCACAACAGGCCGACCUGUACGCAAGCCAGCUCCAGCAAUGCGCAUCCUAUGCCGCUGCCCAUCCCGUAUUUUCCAGGGUCCAAGACGAAGACUUGCCGAAUUUUCGUCGUCUGUUUGCCCGCGAGGUCAAGCGCAACCUCUUCAACGCCUACAAUCGACCUUCGGAAACGUUGGUCAAGCUCGUCUCCAAUUCAAACAGCUCCUCCUCCUGCCCCGGCGGGGAGGGGAUGCAAUUUAGCGCCUCGUCUAAGGGUCAUCAUCUCCUAGCAUAUAAUUCCUCUCGAAUCUACGUCCUCGGCGUUCGGGGCGCCGACCUCCAGGUGAAACGCGAACUCAAGAUUCAACGCCGCCCAGUAUCGGCCACCAUCACCGACGAUGCCGCCACUCUCGUCGUCCUCUCGACCGAAAUGCAGGUCAACCUCUACGAUCUCGAAAAGAGACCACCGAAAAGAAAACAUGCCAUUAUCCUCGAUAAGAACCCCCGCGCCAUUGCCGUCUCUUCUUGCGGCUCCGUCAUGGCCGCCGCCUACGAUACCGGAAUCGAAGUCUCAUCGCUACAUCCGAAUGCGAUGCCGACCGAGCGCCGCGAGGUCAAAUGCGAUCCCGUUGAUACCCUUGCCUUUUCAUUCGACGGCACGCAGAUUUUGGGCACCACAAUACAAUCGAAUCCUCCCAACACCGUCGUCUUGACCGCGCCCUACUACGACCCAGGCACAGUAGCCGACCAGGACAAUUUAAGCGCCAUGUGGACUACUUCUAUUCUAUUCCCAAAUACUAGCCACGAUUGCAGCCAUGCUGUUCUACUACAGAACGGCACCGAGGAAGAAGCCUUCUGGGCUUUUACGUAUGACCGCAGCUUUGAGACGUUUCGCGCCAUCCGCAUCGACGACCUCCGCAACGGCACCACCUAUUUUACCGGCCCUGUCCCACGACCGUCAUCGCACUCCAAAUUACUUCCAAGCACGCUACCAGCAGCCGCUUACCAUGGUCAGCUGGUGGCAGCUGGUUUUCAUGGUAGUGAAGUCUGGGUGUACGGUGUGCCUGAGGAUUUGGAUGCUGUUCCUGAUCAUCACGUCGAUGGCUUCGAUGGCUCGUACAGCCUUGGCAGAAAAAGCAGCCAGCACAGCAACCUCUCGCGGCAUACUUCAUCUCGUGGCCGAGAUGAAAACACUAGACUUCCCCAGUGGCAAAUCCUUUGCGACAAGUUUCGUAACAAUUUCAUCGCAGGUAGAAAGGUCGCUGAUCUUACCGCCAUAAGCACUGUCAAGUGGGUAGAAGGGUUUGCCAGCUCGUCAGCCAAAGAUCGCUUACUAGUGACCUCACGUGGGAUAUCACCUGCCAGGUUAGCGACCGAUGAAGAAGACAUCGAUUUCGUGGAUGGUGGCCGAGUCUGUAUUCUCGAUUUUGAGUACGGGCCAAGAAGUGGAUCGAGGCGUGAAGUUGUCAUCGAUGUUGGAACAGACAACGCCGAGGUCCUACAAGAAGAGCAGCGCGACAUUGAGACAGAAGUGGCAAUCGUGCGCCGUCGCACCGUGGUACAGAGCCGUACUAGCCGCAACCCGUUGCUCCGCGCGGCCACCACUGCAAACCAGCAUCUCAUGCCCCCCAUGCCGCGCAGACAAUCAAUUCAAGAUGACGAUCCCCUAGUACCGAGGAAGGUCGGUCUCAACCCUGCCAACAGAGCCGAGGGUGAGGAAGAAUCCAUCGCCUCCUUGGACGAGAUGGAGGCGUUGGAUGCACCGUACUCACAUGCAAGCCCUCGCUCCACGACGACCUUGCGACGUGCCGCCACUGCCGCUGCGGUGAAUCGCCGACUCAACCCGCGUACUGCCGAUGGCCAGAGAGUCGUUUACCGCCGCGCUGACGGGCGAGGUGAAAUUCCUCACGAGAGUGAUGCUGAUAACUGGGUCCCGCCGCCACCUCCAUAUCAGCCAGACGACCCAGGGACCCUACCCGCCUUUCUCCGACGACCAGCCGUUGCACCGCUACCAUCACCCGUGCGACCGUUCACUGCUGUUGUAUCAACUCAAACCCCAUCUUGGCCCGGUCAAUUCUCUCCUCGCGCCUACCAAUCCCAGCUCGAUGGGGCUGGUAUGCCUUUCCGCCAGCGAACUGCAAGCGACGAAACUACGUAUAGCAGCAUGCGACGAUUCGAAGAAAUUCCUCGGCCGCUAUCGACGCCCUUAUCUAUUCCUGUAGAUGUGGAGCCGGCAAUGGACGACUUAUAUGGAGUUUCCCCGUCUGCCUCGCCUGCGCCAGAGACCCAAGCCGUUAGAGGUGUGGCGGAGGAGCCACAAAUGGAAAACGUCUCGCCUGAUGUUCGUGACUCUGAAACGGCCACCGCAACGGCCACCCCCGCAGCCGCGGAAUACGCAGACGCAGCUGAAUAUGUCCAACCCAGCCACGUACAACCUGUCAACCUGCCAUUGUCGGUCGCAAUUCCACCAGCGCAGCUCUCUCCGGUCGACGAGGACCAAGCACACCGUCGGAGACUUUCCAACGCGCAGACGUGGCCUCUGGUAGCCCCCAUACAAGCGCAACAAGCGCCACCGCCUGUUCAGCACAACAUGGCAACAUACUCGGCACCGGCAACAGACGCAACCAUGGCCGAACUCGCGUCGAACUCUCUCCCGCCGCCUCCCAGCAACGAUCAGAUCAACCGACUGAAUAAGAGAAUAAGCAUGGGUGCUCCGCGACGUCUAUCUGGUGGCAUUCUUAACCAAUGGUCUACCCCGGGCAGUCGAGCAAGCUUGAUGGGGCCACCCAGCAAGCACUACACGUUUGAACACGAGUCAGCACCCGAUGUACCGCUCGUCAACCCCGACGAAGACCAGCCGCUCAUUAUCAGCACGCCCAAGGGUGUGAGUGGUGUCUUUGAUUCUCCCGGGGAGACACAGAUAUUGGCGCCUGUGCCUCAACGACCUCGACAAAACAUUCCCUUUAACCCCGGUCAGCCUACGGAGCCUGUGCAAUCACUGUUCCCGUCGCUCCCAAAUAAUGGCACCGCUGGGACACAGUGGAAGGCUCGACAUUUGCCAACAUGGCUUUCUUCGCCGCCUUCGGGCUCAACGAGAUCACCAAUGCGCGUGAGCCGAAAGCCUAGCAGAGCAGAGCGCGGAGCAGCAAAGAACAUUCUUGACGCCAAGAAGCGUGGAUGGAGGCCCAAAUUAAAGUCCAAAGAUCAGCAACCGCAAGGUCCGGGUCUAGAGGAAUCUGGCUGGACAGAUGUUCCGCCGCAGCCUCCUCAAAAAGCCCACAAGAAAUGUGUGGUCAUGUAA
Akanthomyces muscarius is the source of this 3483-nucleotide messenger RNA. RefSeq lists its product as uncharacterized. The record is from RefSeq and is a predicted model, not a curated record. Lineage: Eukaryota; Fungi; Ascomycota; Sordariomycetes; Hypocreales; Cordycipitaceae. Gene Ontology annotation, molecular function: protein binding. The transcript has 2 exons. Bases 1 to 3483 code for a protein of 1160 amino acids.